Messenger RNA from Nematolebias whitei (Rio pearlfish), 981 nucleotides. Its product is annotated as olfactory receptor 7G1-like. The transcript has a single exon. Gene Ontology annotation, cellular component: membrane. NCBI's taxonomy places the organism in Eukaryota, Metazoa, Chordata, Actinopteri, Cyprinodontiformes, Rivulidae. Gene Ontology annotation, molecular function: G protein-coupled receptor activity; olfactory receptor activity. The coding region runs from base 46 to 981 and encodes 311 amino acids. Gene Ontology annotation, biological process: G protein-coupled receptor signaling pathway. The record is from RefSeq and is a predicted model, not a curated record.
GACAGAGAUAACUGCUCAGAGGAUUUUCUUGGAGGCAGAUAAAUAAUGAUCAAUGCAACCAUGGUAGAGGUAUUCACCUUGUCAGGCCUGAAGGACACAACAACAAAAUACAGAGUCACACUUUUCUCUCUAAACCUGUUUUGUUACAGUGCCAUUUUGUUUGUGAAUGUGGCUCUCAUCUUUACAGUCAUACUUGAAGAAAAACUUCACAGUCCCAUGUACAUCUUCUUGUGUAACCUGUGCUUCAACAGUCUUUGUGGGACAGCAGCCUUUCACCCCAAGUUCCUCUUCGACCUGUUGGCCAACACUUAUGUCAUAUCUUACACUGGUUGUCUCUUGCAGGUCUUUUUUAUUUAUUCCUAUGCAUCAACUGAUUUCUCUAUCCUGGCUGUGAUGGCCUAUGACCGAUAUCUUGCUAUAUGCCGCCCUCUGCAGUACCAUGUUAUCAUGACAAAACAAUGGGUUGUCUUUUUGGUGUGUUUCUCCAGACUUGUGCCAUCGAUCUGUCUGUCUGUUGGGGUGAUUUUGACAGCUACGCUGACAUUAUGUGGCUCCCACAUAGACAAACUGUAUUGUGAUAACUGGUCUGUCGUCAUGCUGUCAUGUCAUUCAACCAUGUCUAAUAAUAUUUUUGGAUAUUGUGUUAUACUUCUGUAUUUCCUCCAUGCUGUCUACAUUAUUUGUUCCUAUGUGCAGUUGGUAAAGUUUUCUUUGAAGUAUCAGGAUUGCAGGAAGAAGUUCCUGCAGACGUGCACGCCACAUUUGUUCUGUCUGGUUAAUGUCACUGCCGCUCUUUUUUUUGACCUCAUGUACGGUCGAUACGGGUCCAAAUAUUUAGAGCAGAGUUUGAAAAACUUCAUGGCUAUCCAGUUUCUGAUUAUUCCCCCUCUUUUGAACCCUAUCAUAUACGGUUUUAAUUUAACUGAAGUGCGUAGAAGCUUAUUGAGACUAAAUAGGUACAACAAGCAGCUCAGAAGGUAA